AUGAGAAAUUCUAAUCAGCGUACUAACGUUGCUCGUUCACCAUCCCCCCAACCCAUCGCGAAUAGGCCUUCUGAACCUGCCCAAGAACGCGGUUCUAUACCACCAGCCCAAAGUUCUCAAUCAGUGGCCCAAAGAUAUCCGAUAUCGCUAACAAUACCAUUGACUAAUCAGAGAAAAAUAAAUAUAAUUAAAGAGUCUGGAGUGGGAGUCAGACUAUCUCAUAUGCCAGUGAACUUUCAUUCAGAUGUAUAUGGCGAUGCUAUUUAUAAUGCUAUUCCUAGAGAGUCUGAGAGAGAUCAUAGUACACCAAGGUCUCCACAAGGACCACCAUCAAGAUCUCCACAAGGACCUCCACAAAGACCAUCAUCAAGAUCUCCAAAGGGGCCUCCACAUGGAGCACUAUCAAGAUCUCCACAAGGACCUCAACAAGGACCAACAUUAAGAUCUCCACGUGGACCACUAUCAAGAUCUCCACAAGGACCUCCACAAGGACCACCAUCAAGAUCUCCACAAGGACCUCCACAAGGACCAACAUCAAGAUCUUCACGUGUACCACUAUCAAGAUCUCCACAAGGACCUCCACAAGGAUCAUUAUCAAGAUCUCCACAAGGACCAACAUCAAGAUCUCCACAAGGGCCACCAUCAAGAUCUCCACAAGGACUGCCACAAGGACCAACAUCAAGAUCUCCACAAGGACCACCAUCAAGAUCUCCACAAGGACCUCCACAUGCACCACCAUCAAUACCUCCAGAAGGACCAAUAUUUAGAUCUCCACAAGGGCUACCAUCAAGAUCUCCACAAGGAUCGCCACAAGGACCAACAUCAAGAUCUCCACAAGGUCCUACACAAGGACCACCAUCAAGAUCUCCACAAGGACCAACAGCAAGAUCUCCAUAA
This is a messenger RNA of Belonocnema kinseyi, 897 nucleotides long. Its product is annotated as proline-rich protein HaeIII subfamily 1-like. The record is from RefSeq and is a predicted model, not a curated record. The transcript has a single exon. Lineage: Eukaryota; Metazoa; Arthropoda; Insecta; Hymenoptera; Cynipidae. The coding region runs from base 1 to 897 and encodes 298 amino acids.